AAUCUUGACUUUAUGACUCAUUUCCCAAGGACUGGGGAGGCUUUUGGGGGAAGGGAAUAGAAAUUAAUUAGUCCGUGCUCUGGGAGAAGUUGCAAAGCCUAGUUGCAGGGAUCAGACGUAUCAGGAUGUGUUGGGAAGUAUGUGGUGGGAGGAGUCUCAGAUCCUUCUCCCUUCUGUCUUAUGAAUUUAUCUAAAUCAAUUUAGAUAUUAAAAUAGAUUCUUUCAAACUGGGCCAGUGGUAGCCAUUGUCCAAUUGAGGCCAGAUUUGGACUGGAAGCCGAACAAGUAUGGCUGAUCUCAGGUCUCCUAAAUGGAGAAUUUUUUUAGAUUAGCCCAUAUAGACACUUAGGAUGUGUAAUUUGGAACCCAGGGUCGGUGUGGAACCAGACAUCUGGAGGCAUUCCUCGGGUUUCUGAUAGACCAAAGGUGCAUGAAAGGUAGGAGGGGCGUCCCCAGACUAGGAUAUUUUUAAGGAGUCAGGUUCUCCCAGGCUGUGGAAAACUCUCAUAACUUUCACCUAAGUAAGUCUUGCAGGCGCUGGGGAGAAUUUCUGGGACUCUCGAUUGAGCGAGCUUUGUGUGUGGAAAGCUCCCAGAAGCAUCGACCCCGCAAGUCUCAAGAUGAGAUAGAUCGGUCCUUCCCUGAGCCUCUGUGGCCUAACGAGGGACCCGAAAUCGGACUGAGAGGAGGACGCUUGCACUUUAGCCAGGAACUCAGUUUCCGUGGCAACCAGCUGGAAGCUUGGCCUCUGACAGUCCGAGCAUCUCUAUGGUUUCUGUGUCCUAGAAGGACGGAAGUGCACUUCCGGGAAGAUGGCGACGCCCACGCCGGGCGUGACACGUGCUUCCACGGAGAGGAUCGCGCACUGAAGGAUGGUACCACGUCUUCCCUGGUGAGAAUCUGAGGACAAAGACUCUGCCCACCAUGAGUGUCACCCCAAAGGUCAAGAGUCGUGGGAUGAAGUUUGCUGAAGAGCAGCUGCUAAAACAUGGAUGGACUGAAGGCAAGGGCCUGGGCCGGAACGAGAAUGGCAUCACCCAGGCCCUCAAGGUGACGCUGAAGCAAGACACCCAUGGGGUGGGACAUGACCCUGCCAAGGAGUUUACAAACCACUGGUGGAGUGAUCUCUUCAACAAGACUGCAGCCAGCCUGGUAGUGGACACAGGGAAGGACGGAGUGCAGAUCAGGCGUCUUUCCACGGAGAACACCCAGCGUAAUCACCCCAAGCCCAAUCUGCUGUACCAGAAGUUUGUGAAGACAGCCACACUGACCUCAGGUGAGGAGAAGCCUGACAGAGCGAGCAGCAGUGAUGACAGCCAUGAGCCUCUGCCUCCAAAGAUUCUGACUGAUGAGAUGCUACUCAAAGCCUGUAAGGGGCGAACAGCACACAAGGCUGCCCGGAUUGGAAUCACAAUGAAGGCCAAACUUGCUCGCCUGGAGGCCCAAGAGCAGGCCUUCCUGGCUCGAUUCAAAGGCUCAGAGGAUGUGGGCACCUCUCAACCACAGACUGACAGGGAGCCCUCCCGAAAGAAGAAAAAAAAGAGGAAACAGAGAGAGGAGGAAGAGGCUGUAACACCUGAAAAGAACGUAGGUGAGGCACUCCUAGAAUACACUGACCAGAGUGUUAAGAAAAGCAGGAAGAAGAAACGGAGGCGGAAAGAAGAGAAAGAGGGAAUGGCUGUAGGAAGUGAGGAGGAAGAGGCUGAAGGAGAAAGUGGGCCUGGAGAGCUGAGCACAGUGCAGUCUGAUCAGUCAUCUAGGAAAAAGAAGAAAAAGAGGAGGCAGCACCAUGAAGAAGAGGGGGGGAUGGACGUCUGUGAUAAAGGAGGCAGAAAUGUGACAGGCAGGCCAAAGGCAGUGGACAGUGGAGUAGGCACAGAUCCAUGGAGAAGCAGCAAGACGCUGCAGCACUGUGGGGAGGACUUGGACACCCAAGAUGAAGAAGGGAAGGAUGGCCUAACAAAGAGAGAGAGAAAGGUCAGAAGAGGCAAGAAGAAAAGACAGAAGUGUCUUGAGGAGGUGGUCUUGGACGUAAGCGAUAAAGAUGAUGAUGGCAGGACUUGGGAAGUAGAGAAUGAAGGUGAGAGAAGUCAGGCACAUCCAAAGGAGAGAGCUGGCAUCAACACUGACCAGAGAGCCAAGAAGAAGAAGAAGCAGAAGAGGGACCGGAGGUCUCCAGUGCAGCCCUGCUGAUUCCUCUUCAGGGGUAGCCUGGGUUUGCCCCUCUGCAAGCAGCUAAGGAGCACCAGUCCGCUGAGGGGGAGACAUUCCCUGAACAAUGUCCUGUCCAAAAAGUACAGACCCUGGUGCCCAGCUAAAGGAUGAUGGAAGAGAAAUUAGGAUAGGAGUUUCUAUUAUUGAGGAAGUGUCUCUGGUAAAAGUCUAAAAAUGUAGACAUAUGUGAAAAGACUUUUGUUUUUUGAGACAGGAUUUCUCUAAUAUAGCUCAUGCUUUCCUAGCACUCAGAGAUCCACCUGCCUCUACCUCGGCCUGUACUAAUAUACCCUGCAGAAUGUCUUCAUUUGUAAAUACUGUGAAGAUUAAGAAAAGCAUACAUUUGGAUGUAUGGGCUGGGUUAGCCUUCCAGACUGCCUGUUUCUAAUCAUGAUUAAAUGAGGUCAUUCCCAGUUAACAUCAUCAUUUCCAGCAUGUGACGUUCUGAAAACAAAUUAAACGGCCCUUGGAGACUUUUGAAGAAGCUCUGUUACCCUCUUGGGGUCUCGCUACAAAGCUAAGCUGAGUUUGUUUAGAGGUAUCAUCUACCUCCCUGCGUAUCACAAACAAGUAAGAAUCUUUCAUUCCUGGGUAUGGAGUU
This is a messenger RNA of Microtus ochrogaster (prairie vole), 2815 nucleotides long. RefSeq names its product G-patch domain containing 4 (gene Gpatch4). Gene Ontology annotation, cellular component: nucleolus. The coding region runs from base 925 to 2193 and encodes 422 amino acids. The record is from RefSeq and is a predicted model, not a curated record. Lineage: Eukaryota; Metazoa; Chordata; Mammalia; Rodentia; Cricetidae. The transcript is spliced from 8 exons. Gene Ontology annotation, molecular function: nucleic acid binding.